Molecule: messenger RNA, 2188 nt
Organism: Hemiscyllium ocellatum (epaulette shark)
Lineage: Eukaryota; Metazoa; Chordata; Chondrichthyes; Orectolobiformes; Hemiscylliidae
Gene: mdm2
Product: MDM2 proto-oncogene
Exons: 11
Coding region: 312-1685 (457 amino acids)
Biological process (GO): negative regulation of apoptotic process; regulation of cell cycle
Cellular component (GO): nucleus
Molecular function (GO): identical protein binding; ubiquitin protein ligase activity
Source: RefSeq, a predicted model, not a curated record
CUCUCAAGUCCUCGAGGCAUCUCCCUGAGCAACAAAGAGGAACAUCUCUCGCGAUCCCCCUCCCCCCCGACCUUGGGGGAAGGGAGAGUCACGGAUGAUGCUGACUAUUGGCGGUUAAGGCUCCUUCCGAGCCAGCCUCCGCCCGCAGGAGGAGGAGGUGCUUUGUCAAUCGAGGCCGCUUGUUAGGCCUCGGAGGCCCAACGACGACCUGUGACGGGGAGCACGCGUCCGCUUGACCGCGCUGAGGGAAGAUUUCGGUGAGGUGGGAGAAAGAGGAGGACACGUCUUCGCUUAAAAGGAAAACUAGAAAUAUGGCAACGAACGGAUCGACAAACUGCCUGGGCACUUCACAAGAUGAUCCAGAUCAGGACUGUCAAGUGAAACCCAAGCCACUCUUACUUAAGUUGCUGCACUUUGCUGGAGCACGAAGUGAAACCUUCACAAUAAAGGAGGUAAUGCACUACUUGGGACAGUACAUAAUGGCUAAGCAGUUGUAUGAUGAAAGACAGCAACAUAUAGUACAUUGUUCUGAUGAUCUGUUGAGUCACUUGUUUGGAGUGCAGAGCUUUUCAAUUAAAGAACCACGAACAUUAUAUGCCAUGCUGUCAAAAAAUUUGAUAUCAGUGGGCCAUGAAGAUUCUAUAGAUGAUCUCAAUCUUGGAAAGAUUACCAACCAGCUUGGGGGUGAAGAUUGCCUCAUGACAGUCAUUCCAAAUGAUGGGAAUGCUUGCACGUCAUGCAAUGUUUCCUGUUCUCCUGCAACAGGCAGAAGAUCUAAUUGCAGUGACUCUGAUAACGAUGCCUCACCUGAUGAGCAGUUUCAUACUAGACGGCGAAAGCGUCAUCGAUCUGAUAGCAUUUCUCUCCAUUGGGAUGAUCUGUCUUUGUGUCUGAUAAGCAAGUUGCGUCGAGAACAUGGAAACAGUGAAUCAUCAGAUUCUCCCAGUCAUCUGGAUAUUCAUAUUGGUACAGAAGGUGAAGACUCCAGUGAUAAGUUUAGUGUUGAGUUUGAAGUUGAAUCAGUUCACUCUGAAGAUUAUAGUGAUUUCAGUGAGGACUCACAAGACCAAAGUGACAAAGAGAUUUAUGAAGUUGCCAUUUUUGAAGCUGCUGACAGUGAUGAAAGCACCUUUGUUGAAGAAAUUGAUCCGGAAAUAUCUGAAGCUGAUUAUUGGAAAUGUUCCAAAUGUGAAGAGCUGAAUCCUCCAUUGCCACGACAUUGUCAUCGAUGUUGGUCUGUCCGUCAAGAUUGGCUUCCUGAUAAAUCUAAACUUCAGUUUGACAAGAUGCAGGAUGAAGGUAUUGACGUUCCUGAUUGCAAGAAGCCACCACUUGAGUCAAAGAAAUCAAACUGUUCGGAUUUAAUCAGUGAGGCAUCUCAAUGCUCAGAGUCACAAGAAACUGAGUGCUCGGAACCUUCUACUUCUGGUAGCUUCAACUGCUGCAGCCAGGAAUUUGAAAAAGAAAGUACAGGCAAGGGAGAGAAAGGCGAGUUGAGCACUUUGGGACCUUUGGAAGCUUGUGUUAUAUGUCAGGCACGACCAAAGAAUGGUUGUAUUGUUCAUGGUAGGACAGGCCAUCUUCUCGCUUGUUACACUUGUGCAAAGAAACUGAAAAAGAGAAACAAACCAUGUCCAUUGUGCAGAGAGCCAAUCCAAUUGGUUGUAUUGACCUACUUUAGUUAAAUGUAAUUAUUUAUUACUGUUUGAAGAUGGACUUUAUUUCCAAAAAAAAAGCAAAUUUUUGAUGGCUACUAACUAUAUAUUGGCCUAGAUUUUAUGGUAACUUCUGCAAGUGUUUGACUACCUCUUCACUCCUCCAUCCUAAUAAUGGCAGAUCCUUGUGAGGUAAUAAGAACUUCAUAAAGAAUAUGACUUGCUAUUUAGUAGGGUUACAAGUAUUACUAUGUUCCCAAUUUAAUUCUGUAAAUACCUAUUCAACUGAUUUGAUUUGAUUUGUUAUGAUGAAUGGUUCUUUAUACAAAAAUAUCUAUUAUUGUUUGCACAAUUUGAUUAAGAAUAAUUUAUACAGUACAAUCCCCAUAUCCCUUGCUGGAUCUUCAAAUUAGCUUGUCCAGAUGCACAGAUUUGUAUAAUUUGUUGUAUGCACCAGGGCAAUUCACAGCAAAAAGAGGUAUAUUUGAAGUUUAGUUUUCUGUUAUAUGUGAAACUAAUUUAUUUGUUGAUGU